This is a messenger RNA of Sphaeramia orbicularis (orbiculate cardinalfish), 2891 nucleotides long. It is a transcript of the gene sirt7, whose product is annotated as sirtuin 7. NCBI's taxonomy places the organism in Eukaryota, Metazoa, Chordata, Actinopteri, Kurtiformes, Apogonidae. The record is from RefSeq and is a predicted model, not a curated record. Gene Ontology annotation, molecular function: NAD+ binding; histone H3K18 deacetylase activity, NAD-dependent. Gene Ontology annotation, cellular component: chromatin; nucleus.
ACUGCUGAAGACCCUGCAGCCUCCGAACAGCAGUGGGCGCUAGUGAGGUCUUUGGUUGUGAAACAUCCGCUCAGUUGUAGUUUGCUGCUUUGUUUUGAAUUAGUAGCUGCUUCUCAGCUGAUUUACACAGAAUGGCAGAGGAUGCCGGUGGUUCUUCGCGGUCGGAGAGAAAAGCUCUGGAAAAAGCUAUACUGCAACGAGAAAGGGAGAGGAAGAUCUUCAGACAGGUUGGUCAGGUCCUGAAGAAACCAGAGGCAGAGCGGUCCGAGGAGGAGGCCGCGGUGCUGCAGCUGCACAGGGACACCGUGGACGAGCUGUGCAGGAGACAGAUCCGCAGAAAUAUCCUGAAGAGGAAGCAGGAGGAGGUUUUUGAUGAUACUGAUGAGUUGAAAAGCAAAGUCAGGCAGCUAGCUGUAGCAGUCAAACAAGCUAAAAACUUGGUGGUUUACACUGGAGCUGGUAUCAGUACGGCAGCAUCUAUCCCUGACUACAGAGGUCCUAAUGGGGUGUGGACACAGCUACAGAAGGGACAUACAAUCAGUUCAUCUGACCUGAGUUAAAGCAGAGCCGACGUUCCGCACAUGUGCAUAAGGAUGCUGCAUAAGGAAAACAUGGUCAACAUGUUGUUUCUCAAACUGUUGAUGGGACUUCACUUACGUAGUGGUCUUCCGAGACAUGCCUAUCUGAACUCCAUGGAAAACAUGUUUAUUGAGGUGUGCACAAUCUGUUCACCAGUCAGGGAGUACGUACGUUUAUUUGACGUGACGGAGCGGACGUCACUGCAUCGCCAUGGGACAGGCCGCAAAUGCAGCCACUGUAGCAGUGAACUCAGGGACACCAUAGUGCACUUUGGGGAACGUGGGACUCUUGAACAGCCUCUUAACUGGAGAGGGGCUGCAGAGGCUGCCAAGAUGGCAGAUGUUAUCAUCUGCUUGGGCUCUAGUCUGAAGGUGCUGAAAAAAUAUGCCUGUCUAUGGUCCAUGAACAGGCCAGCAGCCAAGAGGCCUAAACUCUACAUCGUCAACCUCCAGUGGACACCAAAGGAUGAUCUAGCUGUGCUGAAAAUUAAUGGCAAGUGUGAUGAUGUUAUGGAGCUUCUCAUGGAGGAGCUGAAUAUUCAGAUUCCCUCGUACGAUAGGACAGAGGAUCCCAUCUUCAGCAUCGCCACUCCUCUGCAGCCAGAAGAAGUCAACAGUCAUUCCCGUGAGGUCAUCUCUCCCCCUUCUGGGCAGGAGGUCUCCGCGGCUGAUCCUGGGGGUCAAACAGAAGCCACAGUCGUGCAGGGAGGCUGGUUUGGACGUGGCUAUGGAAAGGAAGAAUUAAAGGAAAAAAGCCGCGUAGUCAAGAGAGCCUGAUAGACUUAAGUUGAUAUUGUGUUAAGCUAUGUUGCAAGCUGCCAGUGAUGAUCCCAGUGAGGAUUUCACUGUUUCCACAGUGAAGACGAGUUGGACUUUAGGUGCUAUUGAAGGUUUUUUUUGUUAUAAUUACAUGCAGUGGUGUGUCUGAAGAGGAAAUAAGUUGCCAUAUGAGAAUGGAAUGUACCAUAUUAUUUGAUACAACAUUCAGCAAAAUCUAAAAGUGGCUGUUGAUAAGCCACUGUGGUUUCAGUAUCAGCUUUUCCUUAUGCUGAUACAUUCAUAAUAAGGCAGCCAGAGCUGAAGUUUGCUGAGUGUGGAUCAUAUAACCAGUACAGUCAGUCAGACAAAGUUUAAAAGGUUUAUUGACUUCAAAACCAUGACCUGUAGCCUGUGCAGCUCAGUGUGGUCUCAAGUAUCUCACACUCCAUAGGCUUUAAAAGUGGCUGGUAAAAGUUUCCUUCUCCUACUUCAUCACUUUUAAGUUUAGCUUUAGUGCAGACAGUCAUCAUGAUUUACAGUCAUUGUUCAGACUGGAAAAAAGGAAACUUGCACAAAGAAAAAUUGUAAAGUGCUCCUACAGCUUCUCCAUUGUCUGUUUUUCAUUUGUGUGCUCAAUCUGUCAGUAACACUGAUAUUUUCAGCAACAUGAAACAUUUUUCCAGCCACAUCUGAAGCUUAGGUAAAUGGGACACAGACGUAUUCAUUGUGUAUUAGAUUAUUUUUGUUACCAAAUCAGUAGAAGGUGCAUUACACAAGUUAAGUGAAUGUGUAUCAUGCCACUGAAAGUAGCCACUGAAAUAUUAUGGUUUAAUACUGAAUAUUGUCAUGUAAAGUAGCUGAGUGACAUGACACUUAAAUGUACAGAAAAAAGCAGUAUGGAAACACAUUUUGUAUAAGCUGCUGCAGUUUUUAAUCUAUGAGAUUUAUAAAGAGGUCACUUUCUAAUUAUUUUUGUAGCCUUGUUUCAUACAUUUAAAACAUGCAUUGCUGAAUGUUCAUUUUUCAACAUGGCCUGUUUAUGUUGAUGUUUAUUUUAAAAGGUACUUGAGUUGUGUCCUGUACUCGCUGCUGACCUUCACUCUGCUGUCACCAACCCUCAGGUUCGCAGCACUGUGGUUGUUACUUGAUGUGCAGCUAUAACCUUGAUCCACUGAAUUUGUUUACAUUUUGAUCUCGACUAUUCAAGACAAUGCCGAGACCUGGGUGCUCUCAAUCCUUCAUACAGGAGAGCUUAUUUUAAAUUUUAACCUGUAUUUUGACUUGCAGUUUUGUUUAUUGUAUGCUAAGUUGUGUUAGUUAGACAAUGACCAAAUAGUUUCUUUUUUUUUUUCUCAGGAAGAUUCAGUAUUAAUAUUCACAUUCUGUCUGUAACGUGUCAGGGGUUAUGUAAGUCUACUCAUAGUGAGCCAGCAUUUCUAAAAAAAAAAAAAAAAGGAUCAUCAGUACUGAAAGUGGAUGUGGAUUAAUUGAUUCCCUCUGUAUUUUGAAAAAAAAAAAAAAAGAUGCUGUGACAAUAAAAUGGUCCCUACAUCU